AGAAAAGUUUUUGUCAAGUCGAACGCAAGGUGCUUCGCGUGCCGAGGGAAAAGAACUCAUCGUUCUGGUCUUCUUUAGGGAUAAUUUCAAACUGGAAGUUACACUGAAGGGUAUACACAAUGCUGAAGGUUUUUUAAAGACGAAUUUCAAUCGAUUCCAUCGGUAUUUUUAUUGGUGACAAUUAGUACUGGAAUGUCUCCAUAUCGUGUCGUCGUAGUACUCGCUACUGUACGGGUUUUAUUGUAAUUUUAACUUAAUUGCAACAAAGCUAAACAUUCUUAUGAAAAAUGCCGAAGUUCGGGGUGGGAGCGCAAAUGGUCAUGAGGUGAGUUUGAUUAAAACAAUUCUUAGUCAAUUAUUUUCUCAAACGCUUGGCUAUAUAUGUUUGUGUAUUCGUAAUGCUGAGAUGGCCUCGGUGUGAAAAUCACAGACACAGUAAGAGCUAGCGCCUCGGUGAUUUCCUAAAGCGAAAACAACGUUAAUUUUUAUUUUAUUUCAUUUUAUUUUUAUUUUAUCAAAUUCCUACACACGAGACCUUAAUUGAACUACUAUAUAGAACUCUCAUUUUCAUCACAAAAAAUGCUUAGCGGUCUUUCGGGAGAAUAGUUCUGUUCUAGUGGGAAAACACAGUGUCAGUAAAACGGGUUCAAAGUCAUUGGCAAAAACUACAUUCGCAAAAACCAAGAUAAGCCAGCCAGAAUAUAUUUCAACAACAAUUUACUUAUGCACUCUUGUCUGAAAGUACUCAAAUCGUAAGAUCUUUCGUAAAGCUUGAAACUACGUAACAUUUUUAACAAAUGAUCCAAGCAAAGCUGUCUUCGAGAUGGACCUAUAUAAGUUAACAAAGUGGACAAAAGAUGAUUUCUUCAAACACAGCGUAAAACAUGUCAUUCCUGAGUCCCGACAGUAUUCUUCGCUUUCGAAUCUUAUCUCCUCUUUUGAAAAGCUUUGGGCGUUGUGUGUCGCCGCAAACGAAAAAGAUAGACUGUAUGCGCGAGCCAGUGUCAAAAAACUAUGCAAUAAAACCAGCAAUAAAACACGCUCACGUUAUUAAUCCAUGACACGUUUUGUGAGUCUAUUUGCCAAACUGAAACGCUUGAUAUUUAAUUGAAAUUAGUUCACGCAUGCACUUACGAAUGAAUACAAAGUAAAAUGUAUCAACAAAUUUAAUAAACAGGAUUAUAUAACUCCAUGAAACACAAAAAACUUUCUUUGGAAGAUUGUUCAAAAUCAAUUCAUAUAUAUGUUCCACUAUACUCGAACUGGAAAGAAUCGCACAGAAAGUGUUUUGAAAAAUGCUGUAAUGAAGACAUAAAAGUUAAUCAUUUUUCAAAAAUGACAUCCUUCAAGUAACUUGUCAUAUUUGUAUGGUAAUUUUCUCCAGUUGAAUAGGCUUGCUUUAAAUUUGCGCCUGAUGAUACACAAUUACUCAUGAAAAGAUGCUCGCGUCCUUAAUUAGCUUUAACUUUAACUUGUUUUGACUAAAAGCAUACGUACUGAACGUGAUAAAACAUUUAAUAUGGCAACUUCUAAUACAAAUAUAUAAUUUUAGUUUUAAUGUGAAAGAAGCCAAAACAUAUAGUAGCUGUACCGCCACAUACCAUAAUAAUUCGUUAUAUGAUCCCGUCGAUAAAUAUGUUUUAAAAUUCUAGGCUUUUCCAAACUCGUGUGGCUUACAGAAAACGUAUUUUAUGCAGCAUUCGCUAUUUGGUUUUGUUUCCUAAACUGUACAGGAUCAAUAUCGAAGUGGAAUUUAUAAAGCCAAAGAAUAAAAAAGAAUUUAAAAGCCUUGAUAUGUCAUAAUCACUGUCGUUAUUGUUGAUUAACACGGCAGACCAAACCAUCUGUCGAAAUAUGCCCAACUUUUUAAGUAUGCAUGCAUGCAGAUGUCUCGGCGAAAACCAAAAAUCUUCAAUCAACUCGCUCGACUUAUAUAAAUGCAAAAAAUGCGAGAAAUUAACCCAAUUGAAGUGCUAAGAAUAAAAUUUCACUAUAAAAUACGACCAAACGUAAUAAAAUUUAUAUAUUUCCCCCGUGAGCAGUUUAGUCUGUGUGGGUUUUCCAAAUACGUGAUCUUCCCUCACGCAUAUUAUGAAUUUUGAAUAACGACUUUUGAAUAACGAAUUUUGAAUUCGAAUUUUGAGUAAUGAGUUACUGCACGGGCAUAUUUUUUUCAAUAACAUUUCGAAUACAGUAAUAAUAGCGAGCUUGCACGUAUUUACAAUGUAACUAUAAAACUAGAAGCAUAAUCUAGGCCUAGGACUAUAUUAUACGUGCUUGGAAACACUAUAUGCAAAAUUAUUUCAUGCUUCAUCAACACUUUGUCUUUGUAUAUAUAGCAAAAAUAUGUUCUCUUUUCUAAAACAAAAUUAUAAAGCGAAACUUCUUCUAGUUCACUUUAGGGGUUUCGUAAAAAUUUAGUCAUUCAGUUACGGUUUACAUGAAAUAAAACACAAUAUACGGUUCAAAUUAUUCGGAUCUUAUAAGUCUGAGUAGCCGCCAUCUUGGAAACGUUCGGAGAAUAUUCGGAAAAGGUCGGAUUGUAACGCCACGAAGCGAAUGUUUUUGGUUUCGACGUUACAAACAUACACAACGAUGCAGUAAUCUUAAUUUUAACAUCACUUGAUUGUCAGUGUACAUAGGACACUCCUGGGGUGGAAAAUAGUUCAAACAUUGAAAUAUUCAUUAUACUUUAUAGAUAAUUAUCUAUGAAAAAAGUUAACACAUUGGUUUUCUAGUGUGCUAUACUAAAACCGCACUCAAUUGUUCAGGUUACAUUGUAUAGAUUACAGAGGCGUAAACUUUAAACUGACAAUAUAUUUGCGUUUCAGUACUUCGCAAAUGACAUAAAUUGUGGAGUUUUUAACGUUAAAAUAAUCCUAAAUCAGAAAAAUGGCCAGACAACCCAUGUUUUGAGUAUACUAACUAUACGAACUAACAUAACAAAUUUUUUACUUGUUUGAAUUUUUCACUAAUACCACAGAAACCAAAAAACACUCGGGAUUGGUGAACGCAUUUACGUAAUGAAAACAAAGCAUUGAAAUUGCAAUAAAUUAAUAACAAGUCGGAAACACGGUCCGCAACAACAUUAAAAAUGUGUUAGAACAGUAUUAUAACAGUAUUAUAACACUCGGGAAAAUAACACAUUAAAGUUUCGGCACAAACAUAUACCUUGCAACAUUUAAGAUUCACAAUAUACCGAGUAUUUUUGCAGAAAGAUGUAUAAAAGCGAAUCAUGCAUGUUUUGUUAACGUCAUUUAAUGAAACUUCGUUAAAUUCGGCAAUACACUUUGGAGAAUAUAUAUAUAUAUAUAUAUAUAUAUAUAUAUAUAUAUAUAUAUAUAUAUAUAUAUAUAUAUAUAUAUAUAUAUAUAUAUAUAUAUAUAUAUAUAUAUAUAUAUAUAUAUAUAUAUAUACACAUAUAUUGCAUAUAUACAGUAUUUCAAGUACUGUUAAACCUUCCCUUGAACAUAUUGUGCGUUUGUUUGCCAAGUUAGUAUGAAACGUUUACACAGCAGCACGUGUUGUGCCGGGCCGCGAUUUUAGGAGCCCACCUUCAGCAUGUUAUAGUCAAGCGAUGGUUUCCUAAACCAAAAUAGGUUUUUAUAGCAUCGCAUCCAGGGCAACCGGAAUGCUCGCGAACCAGCCAAUAAAAUCGUGAAUAUGUUCGGACGACGCAAGUCUAGGCAACCUCAACUUCCCAUCAUCCUCGGCUUCUGCGAUGCAUUAGUUGCGAGAAACAGGUGUUUUAGACUCUUUUGCAAUUCCUAGCAUGUUUACUGCCGCUAUUGUCAUGGAGCUAUCUUCUACUACAGCUUAUGGACGCAGUUCAAAUUUUCCUACGAUUUGGGCAAAAUUUCUGUAGUCAGAAUCGUAAAAAGAAGCACAGAGGACACAGUUUACUGGCCUGUACGCGGCGGCAACCCCCGAGGGGGGAUUUAGACAACGAAGUUCGUUCCUUAAAUGUUUUAUUCGUCUUGCUAACAGGCGCGGUGCUCAUACGGAGGGGAUUUCUCCUACAAAGAACAUGCAAGCAGCACAAGUAUUAAAACAACAUCGGGAAGCUGUCGAGUCUCACGAAAAAAAGAAAGACGAAGAACAUCGCCAUCAUGAAGGAGCCGAUGGCGAAGAGCAUACGGACUCUGAAUUUGAAGAGGAAGAAAUACUUGUAGAAGUUCCUAAAUAUUUACAAGGAAUACCUUUAGUCGAUCCACAUACGGAAAAACUUGGCGAGGUAUGAUUUUAUAUCUUAAAGUAAACCGAAAUAUAUCACGAAUUCUCAAUACUAUAUAUAUAUAUAUAAAUAUAUUCUGACUGCAAUUUCCUAAUGACUUGAAUACAUUAACAUAUUGUCUAACAACAGGAAACAUCUAACUUCGGUUAUUGCCCACACUAAACGAAACCGUCAACGAAUUAAACCGUUCUGCUAUUCUCACGAGGAUGAAAUUCUGUCGCUCCUAAUCGGAAUAUCGGGAUGGUUUUUCGUUUUAAAGCGUAGAAAAUAUGACAAACGCGUGUUGUUGUGAAUUGUCAACAAAAUCUCAUGCGGCCAUAUACUGCGUUUACAUAGUAUUUUACAAGUUAAACCAAAUACUUUGACGAAUCUAAUUUUCUAAUGCCGGCUUCGUUAAUCCAGAGCAUAUUUCAAAAUUAGGGCCACGAAAGAGACAGAUUAAUUCGCAUUGCAGGUAGAAAGUACAGGUUGCACGGUGUCACUAAGUUACCUUGUGAAGCGCAUUACAAAAACAAUAUAUACUCUCAGUUCAAUUAUAAAAGUAAACGGGGAGAAUCCGCUCUAAAAAUAUGACCGCAUGUACUGCAUCAACACAAGCGAAGGCAAAGGCUUAUAAGCGGAUAUAUACUACUUCAUUUCCUCUCAAAACCUUCGCCAGCAUCUGCCAGUUGGAAUGAUAUUCUCCCAACUCGUAUUUUCAACCGCUGAAACAAAACUAAAACAUAUAAGCGUAGUUUUUAAAGAAGAUUCAAUCUUUGAUAAAAUAUCAUUAUACGCGAGCGACAAGCGUACCGUUAGAUUUGUAUCUAAGAUUGAGAAAAUCUAAACUAAAUUAUAUCGUUUGAAAGGGAUAGACGGAGAGUAAUAGCGUCAAAACAAAAACAUGACAUAAAUAAAACCGACUGUUUGUCACCGUUGCCACAGCAUAAAUCUGUAACGGUCGUUGGACAUAACAUUUGAAAUUUUUAUUACAAAACAUGCAUGGUGUUACGCGUGACCGACAUUGGCCGAUAUCUUUUAAACGUGCGAUAACAGCACGAAACGUAUCAAAGAUUUUUGUUCUUCCCAACCUGUGAAAGUGACCUAAAUUAACCUAUCGCGGGCUAAAAUUAUUCUUGAGGCUCUUUAUUGAGAUAUAUAGGUAAAGGAACGAAAUUGCUUUUCGUAAGACCCAGUAGGAAGCCGAUAUCAUUUCGCAGAGAUAAAAUCCCAUCAUUGUCGCUUCACAUGCAUUACGGCAAUUGUGAAAUACUCAAUAGAAGAAUGAACUGUGAUAACUAAGUUAAAAUUUCCAUAUUUUAUACAACAUAUUGCUGCAUGCUUGUAUGAGCUGACCUAGGCCUGGGAUAGCACGACGGCAAAAAAGUAAUAGACUUCACCCCUCAUACGCUGAGCCUAAUUGCAAGUUGAGUGAUUCAAAAUGAAUAUACAUCAUGCGGUAUCUGAUGUUGUUAGCAUUUUAGCGACAUAAAGUAGUACAUCUCGCCUAUCUAGGGGAGGGAAGGUUUCAAGGAAUAUGGGAAUUUAUCCAAAAACAAAAACUGUGCCUGUUUAUAUCUAUAAUAUCGUAUCUAAUUGACGUAAAAAGAGUCUGGAAUUGAUAUUACAACUAUUGACUUUCAAUGAAAUAUUUAUUUCGUUCAAGCUGUCAUGGCGAGCAUUAUAAUUUGCAUAUGCUUAAUAAUUUAUUACUGUAGUCUUCGCUAUCUUAGCUGCCCGUUGCUUUUUCUUUUUAAAUAUUUAACUUUCGAUGUUGACUACGGUACGGAUAUCACUACUUUAAGAUGAGGGAUGAGGUUACACUUAACUUUGCCUAAAAAAUGAGGCUGAAAAUUCGCAUUGUUUCCAAAUUUGAUUCGUAAACGUUUCGACCGCGGUGAGCCGGUACCUGCACACGCUUUCACACCGUCGCAACUUUGAAUGACAAUAAUUCAAUAAAAUAAAAUUAUAGAUGAAAAACUUUAAUAUAACAUAUUUUCAAAGCAUAAAACAUGCUAGCCACAUUAUAAGUACCAAUCAGAAAAUGAAUUCGAGUAAAGUUUACAAUUAUAAGGUUUAUGACGCAUCAGCGCGUAUACUUUGCAACACACAACGCGUAACGCAUAACAAUUUGAAAGACAGCGAAAAAAACCCUCAUGAAUAUAACAAACAAAGCUUCCUUUUAUUUGUUUCUUUAAAUCUUUGGCUCUAAUGAGUUGUUUUUGUAUAUAUUUUAAAUAAUUUCAUGUUAAAAGUUAGCUAUGCACAUUUCGAGCCGAUGUAUACAUUCGGCAUGAUGCAUGCGUUAUCUUCCUAAAAAACUCCGCGCAAUCGAUUUCAGUAUAAGCUUUCGAUUGACAAAAACACCAAUUGCAAGACAAAAAGACAAUUCGUUAAAUUAAGUAUUAAAAAUUUAUUUGAAAUUCGAUAAAGCCAAACUGAAAAGCUGUUAAAACGGUGCAAAUAGAUAUAGAAUAUCUAAGCAGUGUAGAAUUUUGUCAACACGUUGAAUAUAGUCGAGGGAAACAGUUUUUAAAAUUAUAUUUUUACAUUUCUUUUUUAUGCUCUAUUACUCAUGGAAACUUUACACGGUUCUUUCAUUGUAUAUAAAUGAGGACGAGACAAACUAUCUGUUUGUUAAACUACAAAAGAGACAGCUUCACAAACAAACAUCGCUUUAUGUAGAUUCCAUAAAAAAAAUGAAAAUUUCAACUAUUUUACCAAUUUAGUUUGACUAUUUAGCCAACAUAAUUGUUCAUACGUAUACCUAUACAAAAAUUGAAAUAAAAAAAAUUUGUGUGCGUGUUUUGUCCAGUUAAUGUCGAGUUCAAAAUAUUUGGGUCUUGCAAUUAUGCUGUAUACUUUGUUAUAGACAAUGAAUUUAAAUAUCAUAUAAACACACAUAUAGGCAAAACCUCAGAAAAACUUUCCUGCCAAAAAUCCUCUUAACAAGAAAGUAUUUUUUAUAGAAAGGUAUUAAAGAAAUCAUAGGGGACUAUAUAGGACUUUUUUCCAAAUAUUUUCGAGCAAAAUACUAAAGUCAGAAGCAAACUACAUAUAUCAAUUAAGUUUUUGCAAGCUGAUGGAAACGAAUUUGCAGUUGGUUCGAUUACAUUUUGUCAAGGUAUAAAAAAAUGCUCUAAAGCAGGAUUAAACCUAUUUUAAACGGAUCGAUAUGGCACGGUUCACGGUUCGUUAAUUUUGAAGACAAGGUGUGAAACAAUAUUGUGACAAGUGCAAGACGUGUUAAAGGAGUUUAGUUAUAAAAGCAUAAUUAUAUUAUUGAAUAAACAUUUCCAUUGCAUUGUUCAGUAUAUUAAUAUAGCUUGCAACAAUAACCGUGUAACUUCGUGCAACCGUUGCAAUUUUGAUUCAAUUUGGACUAAAAAUAGCAAAAAAACUAAAUUAACCGCUUUCACCCUGGUAACCUUGUAUUAUUUUUGUGAAUGUGAAAUCGAGUUUAGGAUACAUCCCAAACUACGGUAGCUGUUUGGUGCAAACACACUUCUCGCAUGAAAUUAGAGGGAUCAAAUCCUUGUCACAGAGUUGCAACAAACAACAUCCGACAUCAGCUUGUUUUGGUCACAUGAGUCAUGGUGACUUUAAACAUUUCACACUGUCAUUCACCAAACGAAUUCCUAAAAUACCGUCAAAACGCCGACCAAAAUUGCGCAACACCGUUUUCCCGUUUCACUGGUUGAAAUAUAACAUUUUCCUAAAAAUUUAUUAUAUUGUAAUUUAGGAUAUAUUGCCUAUUAACAGGAUUUUAAUUUAUAUUAAUUCAUAAAAAUUCCUAUCCAACUGUGUUGCCAUAGCAACGACUUAAAAUAGAAUUGAUUUCAUGAUUCCUAGACGAUCGCACCCAAGGUCAUAGCAACGAAUCGCGUGAUCAACAUUUAAAAUGUAUCAACUGUAUGAUUCCCUUAUAAAAUUUUCAUUAACAUCUCCAUAUAAUAAAUUAUAAAUUUUAUUGUAUUUCGAAAAAAUACCAAAAGCUUUAAGCGAUGUGCAUAUACACUAGAAUUAAGACCAAAUUUUCAAGCCAAAAUGGUCGCUAAUAAUAUCAAGGGUAUGAAUUAAUAUUGGACUUGAAACGUCGUUGGCCGUAAUUAGACCUGGCAACUGCUAUACAAUAUUGUCAUAUGUGUAGGACAUAAUAUUCUUCACUACAAAAAUAUAGUAUUUUCCAACACUGUUAAGCAAGCAUCGAUGUUUGAAGCCAUUUCUCCUUAGUUGCCUUGUGAAAUAAUAUCACAAAAGCCAAAUGGAAACAUGACUUGAAUUAUCGAGGCGUGCUGAACAGUGUUAAAUAUAAUUCAAUUUAUAUAUAUACCCUUAUAUUACUUCCUGUUCCAUAUCUAAACACACACAAUAUAUGAUGAUGUUAAGAUGUUUGCAGUUUAUGUGUUGGAAAAUAAAAAUCCCGCUUUAGGAAUGCGUCGCAUAUCCCUAUAUUUAAAACUUCUGCAAUGAAGGUUAGUUUUGGAAUAAUGAAUAUAUACAAAUCUACAAUAAUACUAGUCCAGAAACGUUUGCUCAUGCAUAUAUGACAAUGUUUUUAUACAGUAAAAAUUAAUAUUACAAACUUAUCAGACUUUUGACCUAAUCAAUGUUUCGUUUUAAUUUGCUUUGCAUAUGAAUUCAAUUCGAAACUAUAGAACAAUAUGGCAAGUAUAGAACGAUAAAUAUUUCUUUUAAAACUACGAAUUUCAUUGCGUUUUUUUAAAGUUUCUUAGGCAAAUUUUUAAAGUUUAAAUCGAAGACAAAGAGAGAUAAUUUAGAAAAUAAAACAGAAGUAUUAAUGAAGUAUACUGCGUGUAAAUUACCCACCAGCACACAUAAAAUAUUUAUGAAAAUGCUAGCAAUAUCCCAUUUCCAUGACAACAAUGACGCAAGAGCUUGCGCGUGGUGAAAAUAUAGCAAUUUUAAAACUCUGCAAUUUGUAAAUAUUUGUCUCUGACUAAGAGAUCCUUGACGCUCGUUUCAAUAAUAAUAAUAACACAACUCUCUUCACAAACGAGGAAGAACUGCUAUAGAGAACAUUUAUCAACGUAUAGAACUUGCACAAAAAUUGAAAUAAAACCAGCCCAUUGGGUGUUCCAACGUAGUAAUUAAUCUAGCCGAAGAAUUAGCAUAAUGUGCUUAACGAAAAAAAAAAUCGCUCGGAAUCACUAAGCACUCAUGCUAGUCAACCGGUACUAGAAAUAUCAGGGUGAAAAAUGAUGUAUCAUCUUUCCCCCAAAAAAAAUCCAAGAACUGCAGUGAGGCAUGAUUAGAAAGGUCUCAAUUUAAACGUCGUCUUUCACCAAAAGUUAUAACUUAUCAGUUAUACAAAAACGACAUUUCGACCAAGUUACCUUGUCCUUUGAAAGCUCUACAAGUUUGAACAAUGGCAAAAAAGAUUAUCUUUGGAAGCAUGCAUGCAUGUAUUCUGUGGCCCCUUUAAAUCUUUAACAUACAGCUUCCCAGCGAGUGUAUAUAGUUAAUUCUUCUGUAAAUUUAAUUUACUCUGAAUUUAUAAUUAUCUUACUUGUUUAUUAAUUUCUGACACUUGUAGAGCAUAAUAUUCAUAUUGCUGUCCAAGGCCAUAACAACUUGGUCCAAAUGUCCUUUUUGUUCGCAACUUUUAAUCAGAGACGACAUUUUUAAAUAUGGACCUUUUUCUCUUUUUCACUGCCUGUUAAGUUUCGUAUUUUUGCGAAAAUAAAUAAAAUGGAAUUGACCGCUUUGGACUCCAUAACUUUGCAUGCAACCUUCUUACUUGGCUUGUACUGUGCAAAUCAAACAUUCAACACACCUACGACAAAGUAAGUGAGUUGUGUGCUUGAUUCACAAAGUACAACUCAAGUUGUAAGCAGGUUGCAUGCGACAGUUUUAGGCAAAAGUUGUGAAGUGUAAAUCGACGCGCACUGAAACCUACUAAUAUCAUAUAGCAAUCUCAAACUCAUUAAUAAUUCAAUGAGUAAAUUGGCCAACUAUAUUGCUUUAUUUUGCUCACAUGUUAAUACUGGAUACCUGCAUAUUGAUCCAGUCCUUGGACAGGAUCAAAAUUAAUGGACCUUUCCCCUUAUAACUAAAAUUUUGAUCUAGACAAAAAUUUCAUCACAGCUUGAAAGAGCAUCACAAAAUUAGUAAUAUUCCAAAGUUUCGUUGCGAAAUGUUAUAAAACGCGGAUAAUAUAGCCUUGCGAAAUUUGCCGUUUUUCAGUCAUUUUGUAUUACGCACGGGAAAUUGACAGCCCAAUCGGGUGUUGGGGCAUCAAUUUCCCGUUUGUAUACAAUACAAAAUGACUGAAAAUUGCAAAUUUCGCAGGGCUAUAUUAUCCGCAUUUUACAACAUUUCGCAACGAAACUUCGGAAUAUUACUACUUUUGCGAUGCUCUUUCAAGCUGUGAUGUCUAGACUUGUCUAGAUCAAAAUUUUAGUUAUAAGGGGAAAUGUCUAUUUAGUCCUUGGACUGGAUUUUUUCAAAUUAAUUCACCUCAUUUUAAGUAGUGCUUUAUUCGUAUGAGAUGUCAUUUCAAAUCCGACUAUGAAGACUGGACUAGAUUUUAAGUCCUCGCAUUUUGGUCCAGUCACAUUGCGCGGUCUUGAAAUCUAGUCCAGUUUUCACAGUCGGAUUUGAAAUAUUACAUAAAUACCUGUGGGCUAACAAAUCAUUCUCCUCCCCAGACGUACACAGUGAUUGCAAAGAAUCUGGCUGGACUUCUUCAAGUAAACAGAUUUUCGUCGACGAAAUCAUGUUAUCUCUUUGGACCAAGAAAUAAAAUUAGAAAAUUCACGUGUUAUAUAGUAACACAUCAGUAUCCUUUUUGUGAAAACACCGUCUAAAAAUACAAGAAUAAUGUAGUAGUAGUUAUUAGAGGGAUUGAGAAGGAUUCAACUACGUGAAAAAUACAAGGAAAACUUGUAUUUUUCAGAGUUGGAAGAACAUUUUCUAUAAGGCUGAUUUCAAAUAUAAAAUUUUGAUAACUGAUCAAAUAAAUUAUUAAUUAAGCUAUUGUUCUAAUUAGAAUCGUUUGUUUUUCUUAACUGUUUUCCAGAAUAUUCGAACUUAUUAUUUUAAUCACAAUUUUAACGAACUGUAUCUUUUUAGCAUUAAAUAAUCCACCUCAGGUGUCAGAGUAAGUAAAUUAAUACAAUUAAUUAAUAAUCAUCCAAUUAGAAUAUAGAGUACAUUAUUGAGUAUCGUGUACUCAAUUAGCAAAAAAAGAUGCCAUUACAUUACUCAGAUUUUAAUAUUAAAAUCAUUUUUAAAUUAGAACACUGUAUUUGUUCGUUAGAAAAAUUAACCAAUUAGAAUAAAUUAUCCAAUUACAGAUAUCACUGCACUCAAAUAAAUGACCAAAACUAAUGUUCUUCCAAUAUAUCUUUCCAUCUAGAAUUGUAUUUGCAAUAAUUUACACAUCAGAAAUGUUGCUAAAAGUCACCGCCAAGGGAUUUGCGUUUCAUAAGUAUGCCUAUCUACGAAAUUCGUGGAAUUGGUUAGAUUUUAUUUGCGUCAUAAUAGGGUAAGUAUUUUCAAAUGAUAAGCAAACUUAAUGACUGAUUUGAAAAUGACAUAAUGAUAAGAGAGGAAUAUAAUUAUACAAUACAACACAACACAACACAACACAACACAACACAUACCAAUAAUACAAUCAAUUUAAUGCUUCCUCGAUUUUUUCCAGCUUUUUGACGUUUAUUCCUGGAGUAUCAAACUUCUCUGUAGUCCGAACAUUCCGAGUAUUACGAGCGUUAAGAACGAUAUCAGCUGUAAAAGGUUAGUUCAAAAUGGCUUCAACAUUUUCCUUUAACUAUGAAGACAAACAGGACAUAUUGCCAUGAGCAAGUCUCAAGGGUGGUAAGAACACAGUGAUUAAUGCAUGUACAUACUACACACGUAAAAACGCACAAGUUAUAACAAACCUGCAGCAGACUUGAAUGUUGUUCCAACAACUUGUCAACGUGAUGUGUUCGCAUUGCUUGUUCCCAGUUAGUUGACCAGUUGUCAACGGCUUCUUGACAACUUGCCACAAGGUUGUUGAGCUCAACAGAGUCUGACUUGUUAUCAGUUGUUCCAACAACUUGUUAUCGUCCUGCAAUUCAACAAUUUGUCAACAAGUUGUGAGUGACAACCUUGUAGCAACUUGAUAAAAUAACAGCAUUGUUAGAACUUGUUCAAACGCUUGCUACAAGCUUGUUGCGAACACAUCUUGUUGACAAGUUGUGAGAAUUUUACGUGUGUACCGAUCUGUGGCCGAGGUUUGAUUUCUGCACUCAAUUGUACAUCUCUUGAUCUCCUUGUUUUUUUCUCAAGGUUUAAAAGCAAUGGUAAAUACGCUAAUGAAGUCAAUUAAAAUGUUAUCGGACGUCAUGAUCCUAACGGUUUUCUUCAUCGGUGUCUUUGCUCUGAUUGGUCUACAGCUAUUUAAAGGAACGUUGCGUAAUAAGUGUGUUAAAUUGAUGGCGCCUAAUGCAACAGAUGCCGAAUGGAGUGCACACGUACUCCACAAAGGUAGGUUCAAAAAAUGUGCUGGAUUUUAAAGGUUCAGCCUUUUAGCCUAAAUGAUGGUUUUUAAGGCACAUUUCAGCCCUUUUAAUUGAAAAAACUAACUAGGAAAAUCAAUUCAAAAUUUGAAAAAACUAACUAGGAAAAUCAAUUCAAAAUAAUUCAAGAUCAGCAAACUUAACAUUUUUAACAUUUUAAAACAUUUUUAUUGUAAAAAGUUUAUUGAUCUUGAAUUAUACAUAAUUGAUUUUCCAAGUUAGUUUUUUCAAUUAUAAAAGGGCUAAAAUGCACCUUAAAAAUCAUCAAUCAAAAGGCUAAACUGUGCCUUUAAGUACAGUAAACACCCACAUAAAAGAACCUUUAUCUUUUUAUGUCAUGCUAAAGAGAUUCUUAUAUAACACGUAGUUAUUGGUUUUUAACCGGUCCUUAUUUCAUGUCAAAAACAAUUAUCCCUGGUUUAAUAGUGAGCUGUUUCUUAAUUAGUGAGCUGUUGAAAGUAUUACAUUAAUAAUUGCUAUUUUUAAAAUUAAAAGCCUCAGAAUUUGAUAAACAUGGUUCGUAAACAGAGUUCAAACCGCUUGAGUCUGCCUGCUAUUAAAACCACCUUCAAUGGUUAACUAUAGAAGCAUUUUGGCAAAUCUGGACUUACUCUUAUAUAUAAUCUUUAUAGAAAACUGGUUGAUCAACCAGGACUUUCCUUUUGUGUGUGGGAAUGGAACGUACAGCGGGUAAGGCUGUUCUCUUGUUUACUAAGAACAAUUAAAGGAAAAUAAUUUUUCACAGUAAUUUUUAUUUUUUUCAAGAAUUUUUCCUUGGUAUUCUCAGCUUGUUGUAACACAACAAAGAGCUGAAUUAACGUGAUUCUUAUUCUAUUUCAGUCACUGUAAUGAGGGUUACAGCUGUAUCGCAGAUAUUGCUGAAAAUCCUCCAAAAACUGAAAUCCCGUACAUUUCAUUCGAUAAUUUCCUGUGGUCACUGCUCACUUCUUUGCAGCUCGUCACGCUAGAUUCUUGGGAAAUUGUUUAUAACGUGGUAAGUUCAAGUUUAGUUUAGUUUAAAGACAGUCUGAACAAGGCUAGCUGACUACAAUAGCAUUUGCCUACAUUUUGAAUGACAACUAACGAAAUGACUUUACUGACAGCUGACAAACGAAGAAACAGCAAUUUGGAAUAGACAUUUUACAUAAUAUUUUAGUAACAGCAUAUAAAAUAUGUUAAGUGAUAGCUGAUAAACGAUAAAGAGAAAAUUCGAACUGAAAUCUUACAAAAUAUCUCACUGACAAUACACAAUUAGUUUGAAUAUUAGCUGCAUGACGACUAACAUUCAAAGAGUCCACUAAAACCUUCUUCCUCACAGUAAAGGAUAGAAGGCGUUACAAUUUGUAUGGCAUACAAGUACCGCCUAGCUCGAACUUGAUUCAAGGCUAGGCAACAGACCUUAUGCAUAAUGACGUCACAAGGCUUGAUGCCCGCGAGAAAUGCUGGUCUUAGUAGUCAUCGCCCGGGAAAAUUAAACAAUUCAAAAGGCCAACUACCGAAAUUUCCACGGGCGAUGACUACUUAGACCAGCAACACUCGCGGGCAUCAAGCCUUGUGACGUCAUUAUGCAUAAGGUCUAACAAUUUGAUGUAAUUUUAACAAAAUGUCUUUCUCACUAGGUAAUCGGUGCAAAUGGCCAAGUGUACGUUUUAUAUUUCCUGUUUGUUGUUCUCCUUGGUCCAUUCUACCUGAUUAACCUUGUGUUGGCUGUGGUCUCGUUGUCAUACGAAAUUGAAUCAGCAGCGAUACAGGACGAAGGGGCAAUGAAGAGAAACUACGAAGCAUUAAAACGAAGCGCAUCUGCUUAUGACUUUGACUGCAAAGAAAUGCCAGAACCUCUAUACUUGGACGACAUUCCACAACGACCGGAAGAAUCGAAGUACGUUCCCGAGGACCCACGACCUUCCAGUCGGAACACUGCAACACCGACGUCCGAUAAUGCGCUUGAACUUGGCGAGAAUUAUGAACAGGAGGUGGCAGCCCCGACGGGAUGUUGUACAAGUUUUAGAGCUAGACUGAACAAGAUCGUGGACAGUCCUUUCUUCGAAGGAUUCAUUACUGCGUGUAUUUUAUUGAACACUGUAUGUAUGGCAUUGGAACAUCAUGACAUGGACCUGACAUUUAAGAAAGUUUUAGAAUAUUGCAAUUUGGUAGGUUGCACUGAUGUUGGUUAUCAUGUUAUAACCACAUAUAUCUUUUAAUCGAAAUAUCUUUCUCUUCAGACUUUUACAAUAGUUUUUAUCUUGGAAAUGAUUCUCAAACUGAUGGCACUGGGUAUAAAGAAAUACGUGAAAAUAGCCUGGAAUGUUUUUGAUGGUGUGAUUGUUCUCAUGAGUAUAGUAGACAUGACCAUGGAGUACUCCAAUGUUGGGGGCAGCGCGGGCGGAGCGCUCAGUGUUUUGAGGACAUUCAGAUUGGUAUGUAUAUCACGUUAUUAGGGGCUGAUAGGGUUACUGUACUCAGUACCGGGAGUGCCUAUUGUUGUACGAGUCCUGAUGGGACACUAAACACCAUCCUCCGUUCAUGAGAUAAAUUUUCCAGUUCAGUUCCAUUCCAUUCUAUUCUAUUCUAUGCCACUUUAUUCCAUUCUAUUCAAUUCAAGUUAAUUCCAUGCUAUGCUAUUCCACUUUAUUCCAUUAUAUGUAGUUCUAUUCCAUUCAAUUCGAUGCUAUUCUAUUCCAUUCCAUUUUAUUAUUUAAAAAACUUCACACAUACACUAAACCAUCCUUUCACUUCACUUUCUAGCUUCGUGUUCUUAAACUGGCGAAGUCCUGGAAAACCAUGGGUAAUCUGUUGGCAACGAUUGGCAAAAGUGUAGGAGCUGUGGGUAACAUAACUGUCAUCCUACUCAUUCUCAUGUUUAUCUUUGCUGUGGUUGGCAUGCAACUGUUUCGUACGUAUUACACAAAAGAAAUAUUCCCUGAGGGCGUACCAAGAUGGAAUUUCAAAGACUUCCCGCGAUCAUUUAUGAUGGUUUUCAGAAUCAUCUGUGGUAAAUGGAUUGAGCCAUGUUGGGAUGUUAUGCGCGCGGCUGGUGAACAUUCGUUCAUUUAUGUCUUGCUUGUGUUUAUCAUCGGUCAAUGGAUUGUCUUGAAUUUGUUUCUUGCGCUUCUGCUCAGUUCGUUUGGUGGAGAUUCAUUAGCCGAGGACGAGGUAAGAUUCGCUAGGUUUCGAAAUAACCUAGCAACCUAAAAUCUAAAGUAUUUACAACACAAUGUUUAGCAUUUUUAAAAGAAAUCAUUUGGAGAUAGAAGACAUGACAUAAGAUUCACAGAGCUAGGUUCAGUUACUACAAUAUCAAACCUCCCUUCAAAAUUCCAUUUUAUUUCCAAUGUUUUGUUUAUAUUUUAGAGAAAAGGGACCUUGGCGGGGUAAAUAGUAGACUGGGGAGCACCAUGCCCCCCAGUCUAGCCCUGCGGUCUUCAUAGAAUCCCUAGAUCUUACGAAAUGUUACCAUAAUUUCAGGAGGAUCAGGAGAAGAAAAAGAAAAAGAAGAAGAAAAAGAAGUUUAGUUUACUUGCGCUGUUUAAAAGAAAGAAAAGAGGAAGAGUGACUCCGAACACGUCCAAAGAAGACCUCGAACAGGCUCAGGAAGAUGAACUCAAGAGGGAACAGCAGGGUGAAACAGGGAUAACCAUGGUCAAUGGUGGUGACACGGGGAAUGGUGUACCACUUAGAGCAGGUGAGAGACUGCGUCGACAUAAGCUUGGAAUAAAUAGGGACGACUAAAGUUCGAUAUAACUUCGGUGAAGGUCGGAAUAACGUCGAGACACGGUCAAUAAUUUCUCCACUGAUCUCAAAAGUUACUAGGUAGCGUAUUGUUCACUAAUGCACGAAAUGAAGACAAUUAAACUUUGACAAUACACAUGUAUAAAAACAAGGCUAUAUAGCUAGCCUCCUCCGCAGGCCUCUCUAUGGGUUUUAGCCUGCGAAUGGGUUUUGAAAAAAACAAACUUUUUCCCACCACCCGAGAUGCCUACGGAGGCGGCUACUGUAUAGCCAAGGUCACGAAAUUUCCGGAAGCAUGUAUAGAAGUUCCUCACUAUUAAGGGAUCAAAUGUCCAUACGUAUACAUUUUAAAAACGGCUUUAAAACUUUAAAGGUACCAGAAAAUUACAUUAUUUUGACAUAUAAAGCAUCUCAGAAAAUAAAUGUCUGUCGGUUGAAAAAUAGUUGCUUAAUCCAGUUUUAUUUUGAAGAUCAGUAAUAACCCGCCUUUUUUCGCUGGUUCAGGGUCUGGGGAUAGCACGCGCAGUGAAACCGAAAGUACAGCAAAUGGCACCACUAUCGACGGCGAUCCUUCCCAUCCUUCAUUUCCGGUCAGCGUCGUCGUAGAUGAAACUGUGCAGACAAAGAAUAAUGGCAUCCCGUUUGACAAGACAGAUUCUUCUGAACAUUUGAAUGUUGCCAACGGCAACGGAGGGCAUGGCGUACCCAAUGGAAACUCGCAUAAAGGUUAGUUGCCUGCGAAUGGGCCUUCUCGGAUAAGGACGUUAAAUCGUAGGUACCUCGGAUCUCCUAUCAAUUGGGAAAUCCGCUCACCAAUAAGUGAGUAACUCAGUAAACUAAAUCAAUAAACCAAUAAAGCAACAUCAGUUAUAUUCUUUAGUAACUAUAAACAAUAGCUAGCUAACGUUUUAAAAUUAUUUCAGGAUCGAGCUUGGAUCUCAGUAGAACGGUAUCUGGUAUCAGUCAGUCUUCAGCCAGUCUUAAUGGCGAGCGCCGUGAGUCUAUUCAGAGUUCUCUUGGGACGGGCUUCCACAAUGCUCGCAACAAUUCAAUACGUGGAAGUCGACGUCCAACCAUGAUGGUCCAGGGAGAAGAUGGACUGCCUGUUGCACCAGAUUGUUAUCCACCCUUCUGCUACAACGAAGGAAUCUGUUGCGUGUGUUCGUCUGGUUUUAAAACUUCCAAGAUACGGAAACUUUGGACAACUGUUCGUACGAAGAUCAAUUUCUUUGUCGAGCAUAAGUAUUUUGAAUCUUUCAUAUUGUUCCUGAUCGUUGUUAGCAGUUUAUCCUUGGUAAGUGAUGGAUAAAGUUUCCUGUGUUUUCAUGUUUUUAUGUGUUAAGCACAGCGGAUAACGUUAUGGGCGUUGGCGUUAUGAACUCAGAAGACAUGAAUGAGACACGGCAUGAAUCUAUCAAUGAGACAUAAAUUUAUCACCUUGACUGGUGUUUCCUUUAAAUGUAAUGCAGUAAAGUAAAAUGCAUGCAAGCAACCAGGCGCCAGUCAUUAAUGUUAUUUCUGUUCAAUUAUUGCAGGCUUUUGAGGAUAUCUACUUGCCCAAACGUCCAAUAUUAAAAGAUAUUUUGCAGUACUCCAAUUAUUUCUUUGCUGUCGUGUUUGGUCUGGAGUUUCUUCUUAAACUGAUUGGUUACGGUGUUGUCGGAUAUUUCACAAGUUUCUGGAAUUUACUCGACGUCUUCAUUGUCGCAGUAAGUGUUCAUAUACCUUUACCUGGCAUGAAACGUGAUUGCAACGCGAUUGCUUAACCUAGCUUAUCUACUAACCUGCAGAUAACCUUCAACCGGAUCUUCAAUUUUUGACCUUCAAUUUCACAUCAUGACCUUCAACCUGACCUAAUAUGGACUUUUUACCUGGCCUCAUAUUGACCUAGCACUUGACCUCAUAUUGACCUUCAUCUACUCUCCUUUGACUUUCAACUUGACCGCAUUCCGACCUUAAGCAUAACUUCGUACCAACCUUUCAUUUGACUUCUUAUUGACCUACAACUUGAUCUCGUAUCGACCUUCAACAUGAGCUAAUAUUGACGCUUCAACUUGUCCUCAAAUUAUCCUUGAAUGUUCAACAUGACUUACAACCAUUUUAAUAAUUAAUUUAGAUAUCAGUUGCGACGUUAUUCGGUAAUGAAAAUCUCAAUGCUCUACGUUCGCUACGUGCUCUAAGACCACUUCGUGCUGUGUCGAAAUUUGAAGGAAUGAAGGUAUGCUUGGUUUGUGAAACAACUAUGUUUCAUAUCUGUCUUAAUUUCAAUAAAAGAGCGUUCCAUGCUCGAUAGUAUACAAUUCCAGUACGAGUUUUUGGGAUAGAAUUAAAUAAAAAUCCAGGAACCACUUACAGUAACUUGUUCAAAUGUUUUGUAUGUUUUGCUUCAAAAUUUUCAAGAAAAACCCGAGGUUUUUUAGGUCCUUAGUAUAUUUUGUCGGUCAUCUUGUUUGCGUGAUCGCCGCGCGUGGUUUAAGCGAACAUGUCACCCGGGUGAUACGAUUCAAGUACGUCAAAUACGAUGACGUAAGGCGCGAUUCGAUGAUAAAUUUCAUGCUCAUGUGGCACAAAUUAGUUUUCUGAUUGGACACUUUGAAUUUGAGGUAUAAUAUUGAAACAAAUUGCCUCUUAAAAAAUUGCCUCUUGAUGUUACCCUCAGUGAAUACUGUUUGAUCGAUUCAUUGUUUUUUUCGCAGGUGGUCAUAAACUCUCUAGUGCUAUCACUACCAGCGAUAGGCAACGUUGUCUUGGUUUGCAUGGUAUUCUGGUUAAUUUUCUCCAUUAUGGGAUACCAGUUCUUUGGCGGCAAGUUUUACAAAUGCAUUGAUAAAGACGGAGAAAAAUAUAAUGCGUCAAUUAUACCGGACAAAAUCACGUGUUUAAUUAAUGCUACUGCCCGUGGUAAUUUUACUGGUAAUGGUAAUCGAUGGAUAAAUUCGAAAAUUCAUUUUAACAGCGCGUUUACUGGUUUUCUCGCUUUGUUUCAAGUGGUAAGUUUUUAUAUCAACCUCUUUUACAGAAAUGUCUGUGAAGUUUUUUCCAUAAAUCACUCUCUAUAUAUUAUCCGGAUAAUUGGUUUGACACAUACGACGGAUCGUCCGUCUACACACGCAAAAAUCUCACAAGAUGUAUUCGCAACAAGCUUGUAACAGUCUUGUCAACAACUUGUAACAAUGCUGUUUUUAUCAAGUUGCUACGACGUUGUCACUCACAACUUGAACUUGUUGACAAGUUGUUGAAAAGCAGGACGAUAACAAGUUGUUGGAACAACUUGUAGCAAGUCUGUUCAGCCCAACGACCUUGUAACAAGUUGUCAACAACCUUGUAGCAAGUUGCCAACAAGCUGGGAACAAGCAGUGGGAACAGAUCCUGUUGAUAAGUUGUUGGAACAGCAUUGCUACAAGUCUGCUGCAAGUUUGCAAACAAGUUGUAAAAAGUUGCAGCAGACUUGCAGCAAUGCUGUUCCAACAACUUGUCAUCAGGAUGUGUUCGAACUGCUUGUUCCCAGCUUAUGGAGAAGUUGCCUACGGCUUGUUGGCAACUUGCUACAAGGUUGUUAAAGCCUGGUUUCCAUAUGGUGGUAAAAAUAGAGUCACGAUCUUUCUCAACGGCCAGUUUGUAAUAGUUUAUACCUGUAAACCACAUAUAAAUCAUAAGUAUUCUGUAGUUAUAAUCACUCCGCGUAUUGUCAGUUCUAAAAUGUUGUAUUUCGGCUGAUAAGAAAGAUCGUGACUCAAUCUUUACGACCGUUACGACCAUAUGGAAACUAUGCAGCUAUAGGCUUAAGUUCAACAGACUUGUUACAAGUUGUUCCAUUGCUGGAAUUUUAUCGUUGUGCAAUUCACCAAUUUGUCAGCAAUCUGUGAGUAACAAGCUUGUAGCAACUUGAUAAAAUAACAGCGUUGUUACAACUUGUUGAUAAGCUUGUUGCGAACCCAUCUUGUUGACAAGUUGUGAAAUUAUUACGUGUGUGGCUACAACAGUGGAAACUAUAUAUAGGUCUGGGAACCGUUCUGGGAACAAAUCGUUGCCCAUGUUUAUUCAACAGUUUGAAAAUCCCUCCACAGUAGUAUAAGCUCGGAGAGUAGUGCUUCCACUGUACCUUGAAUUCACUCAUGUUUUUCAUUUUCCAGGCGACACUUGAAGGUUAUAUGGAAGUAAUAUUCGACUCUGUUGAUGCUGUAGAAGUAAGUCAAACUGCAUAAAAAUAAAUGUUAACAUUAAGACCCGUCCAGCACGUUGGCCAAACAUCACCCAACAAUCAACAUUGUUGCAUACAAAAGUAUAUAUUUACAUUGAAAGAGCUCCUUGAAAAUUGUAGAAUAAGUCAUUAUUUUACAAUGUUUUUAUAUCUUUCGUUGGUUAGAAGCUAUUUAAGUCAUCGAUAUAGACAUGAAUGAUUUUCCCUAUUCUUUGAAAAUUGUCAGUUUGUGACGUCAUAAAUUUAUUUCAUUUGCAUAUCAAACAAUCUAAAAUAUCUCAAUAAUGAAAAGAGAUAAAGAAAAGUUGUAAAAUACGUUGUGAAUUUCAAGGCGUUGAAUCAACUCCGAAAGUGUUAUACUAUCACCAAAAAGGUGUCAGACAUAUUAUUAGCACUGAUGAAGAUUCGGGCCAGUGAACUCUGAUCUGGGCUUACGGAUCGAAAGCUUUGCAGUAACAAAUUUACGUGGUGUUUCCACAAACAAAAAGUAUUAUGUUUUAUCGCCAUGCAAACCUACAAAGAACUUAUUACAGUGUAAAUUACUUUACAGUCUAACGAGUUCUUUCUAUCAAAACAGACUUGAAUUUCAUCGCCAUUACCCUUGGGUAAAUGCAAUGAAAUUCAAUUUGGAACUCAUUCAAAAUUCUCAUCCAACAAAAUUGUUGGACGAAAUUGGAACGAUGUAACAGGCUAAAAAUAUGCAAACCAAUGUCAUGUGUUAAUUCCAGUCAAGCAGAUAUGUAAUAAACUUUUGUACGUUAUUUACAGGUUGAUAAGCAGCCCAUAAAAAAUAAUAACUAUGCCAUCAAUAUAUUUUACGUCGUGUUCAUAACAAUGGGGUCAUUUUUCAUUUUGAAUUUAUUCAUUGGCGUUAUCAUCGAGAAUUUCAGCAAACUCAAACAGCAGGUAAUGUCAAUAUAAAACCACUUUCGAAUAAAUUUGAAUCCAAGAUACGGAUUGUUGUCAAUUUUAUCCAAUUCUUUCAAAAUUUAACAUUUUAAUUUUGCAGAAAAUGUAAUUAGUUGUAUGAGCGAUUUAUAGACGAGAAAAUAAAAUAAAUAGUGACAAGCCCCAUUUUUUGUUCAAUGCAUUUUAGUACGAAGAUAGUGACGCGAUGGGAAUGUUCCUCACACCCAACCAGAGGAUUUGGGUGAACACGGUUUGUCGGACUUACAUGAAGAAACCUCGAAAACAACCUAAAAGGCCUGAGGUACGAACUAACUUAAUGAAACAUUUGUAGAAAUAAAACAAACAAUAACAAACACAACAACAACAACAACAACAACAACAACAACAACAACAACAACAACAACAACAACAACAACAACAACAACAACAACAACAACAACAACAACAACAACAACAACAACAACAACAACAACAACAACAACAACAACAACAACAGCGACGACGACAAGAACGACGACAAACAAUACAACGGAAACAACAACUACCAAUACAGCAAUAUCGCAAGCAAUAUCAACAAGCAACGACAACAACAAAUUCUAAAUACGUUUCGUUUUAGACGGAAUGGAGAGGAAAGAUUUACGACUUGAUUCAAAGUCGUUACUUCGAAUUUUUCAUCAUGACAAUUAUUAUGUUGAAUAUCAUCACAAUGAUGGGUGAGCAUCACCACCAGUCUGAAGGAUUCACUGAAGGACUCGAUUAUCUCAAUUACAUCUUCACAGUGUUGUUUAUCAUCGAAGCGAUACUGCGUUUACUGGCUCUGAAGCUCGAGUAUUUCAAGUCUGGCUGGAAUCUCUUCGAUUUUACCAUCGUCAUAUUUUCAAUUACAGGUUGGUCUGAUUUUUAUUGUCAUUAGUUAUGUAUUGUAGUUUUGUUCAUGACAACAUCCCGCUAUCUCUACCGUCAAUUCUAAAAUGAGUGCCUAAAUUACCAGGGUGACUAAAGAGUUCAAUAUAUGUAUUGACCUUGUGUCGGUGAUAAUGAAAACUUUUACUCUCCAACGGAAACAGCUAUAAGGUCAUUUGCUCGCUACUACAUUUCAAGUUGACCAUAUAUAGGACAGCUAGCACCAUAUAAAACAUUUCAUUGAAGCCUAUGUAUAAAAGCAGUAACAUUGAAUCGAUUUUUUUUCAGAAAUUGUUCUUGCUUCGUAUGAAAUUGAAAUGCCGUUCUCUCCUGGUCUACUUCGUGUUGUCCGUGUGUUUCGUUUGGCGAGAUUGUUACGGUUCUUCGAAGGUGCUAAGGGUAUUCGCAGUUUGCUGUUUGCCUUGGUGAAAUCUCUGCCUGGUCUGGCGAAUAUCGGCUGUCUUCUCUUCCUAUUCAUGUUUAUCUACGCGUGCAUCGGUAUGUCACUAUGGGGCAACGUCAAACUUACGGGAUACCUCGACGACGUCGUCAACUUCCGAACAUUCUUCUCCAGUCUCUUAUUGUUAUUCCGUAUCGCGACGGCCGCAGGUUGGAACACGAUUCUUGAGCCGAUGAUGUUGACAGAGCCCGACUGCGACCCGAAUAAGAAUGGUCUACCAAAUGGUGACUGCGGGACACCGUGGUUAGCUGUCAUCUAUUUCGUCAGCUAUAUCUUGCUCAUCUUUCUUGUCACCGUAAACAUGUACAUUGCGGUAAUUUUGGAGAACUUUAACGAGGCUCAACAGCAAGAUGAGAUCGGGCUAUGCGAAGAGGAUAUGGAUGCGUAUAUAGCCACAUGGGAGACUUACGAUGCAGAGGCCACCCAGUUUAUCCACUACCGUGAGCUAACCCAUUUCUUGGACGUGCUGGACCCGCCGUUACGGAUCCCGAAACCAAACGAAGAGGAAGCCGCUGCCCUGGAUGUGCCAGUGAGGCAAGGAGACAUGGUCCACUGUCUUGAUUUGAUGUUAGCGUUGGUUAAACGGGUUAUUGGGGAAAUGGAAGAAUUGACCGAAGACGAUAAAAGAAACAUGUAUGAAAAGUUCGAAGAUCGUUUCGAAUCCUCGUUUCCGCAACGGCAGCAAGCUCCAAAGCUUUACACGAUCUUACAAAGAUACAAACAAGAAACGGCAGCCGCUAUACGUCUCCAACGAGCUUUCCGAGAAUGGCAGCAGAAGAAACAGGCGAAACUGGACAAAGAGAAAUUCCACAAAUAUUCAAACGAGGAGACACCGAAUAAAGAUGGCGUAUGGCAAGAGAAACAAAUUACAGAAAGCCGGCCAGCUUCACGGACAAGUAGACCGCGUACUGCAUCUAGUCCCCGGAAAAGAGCACCCUUAGCGGAACAAGAGACUGUUGACAGUCCUUUGCCACAAAACAAGAAAAAUGCGACUAGCCCAACUGAACAACCAAACGGUAAUGGAGUUAGGGAAACUGCCGAGAACUUUAAAAAUGACCCAUUUGCCGCUGAAGCGAUGAACAUGAUGUGGUUUAGUCGAGGCACUAAUGGUCAAAAUCAGAGAUCAUCUGAAUCUGCAGUCUAGUACUAGACUUUAAGCUACAAGAGCACACUUUAAAGUCAUUCCUUUGCGCACACUGUCAUGCGCUCGUGACUAUAUGACUCGGGGGAGUUAAGACUUUGAAUUCUCGGGGGGAAAAUACCGACUUUGAAAACCAAAGAUUAUUACGACACUGUGCAAGUUAGGAACAGAAAGUUGGACUUCGAGUACAGAAUGCUUGGCUUGACUUCUCCUAAACUAUAAGACAACUCUCUUAUUUAGUAGUCUAAUAAGAUAUAUAUAGUUAAACUGCUUAAUGUCUUUAGAGUUGGUGCUAUUAGCCCAGCUCACAUCUUUGCACCCACCAGCCCCGAGAUUCUCCAGGGGAGAUAUUAACAUAGUAAUCAAGUGUAUAGAAAGAGAAUGCUCAAUUUGCCGGUGCCUAUAUUUUUUAGAAUUUGCCAAACAUAAGCCGGCGCCGUUUUCAAGAAAUUUAAAUUUAAUCUUCUCUUCACAAGGAUAAUGCUAAUAUUAAUAUAAUUAAACUUAAAAUAAUCUUAAUCGUAGUUUUAAGUUAAUCUAUUUAUUGCAACUAAGUUUCGUUUAAAAUACUAAUCUGAUGAGGUUGCAAACCAAUCAGAAAAGUUGGGAUGUUCAGUACGUCAGAACACUUUAACGGUAAAAUGCAGUGUCGGGCGAUAAUAUGAUAGAUUGGCCAAUAAAAUAGUGAUAUCUUGAUUAAUGAAUGGCCAACUAGUUCUCAAGUUAAACUUGUUUUGUAGGGAAAACUUUUCUAAACCAGUAAAAAUUACUAUUAACUUAUUUCUCAGAACUGGCAUAUUACAUUAAAUGUGCAUCUAGAUGAUGAAUGUGAGAUUUAUUUCUGCAAACUGAACAUCCCUAUAACUCUACUAAAAUACUAACAGUUUGUAUUCCCCAAAAAAUAAACAUUUACAGGGAAGCACCAACCAUAUUUGUAUAUUACAACAAACAUAAUGUGUUUUUUUAUGAUCAUAAGUUAAGUAAUUAAAAUUUGAGAGUCAUUUAUUAAAAAUUUUG
Molecule: messenger RNA, 25101 nt
Organism: Paramuricea clavata
Lineage: Eukaryota; Metazoa; Cnidaria; Anthozoa; Malacalcyonacea; Plexauridae
Source: the annotation of a GenBank genome assembly